Messenger RNA from Durio zibethinus, 2349 nucleotides. The record is from RefSeq and is a predicted model, not a curated record. NCBI's taxonomy places the organism in Eukaryota, Viridiplantae, Streptophyta, Magnoliopsida, Malvales, Malvaceae.
UGAAGAAGCGGAGGAGAGGAUUAUCGUUAGGGCUUUGUGUAAGAAAGAGACAAUGCAAAACAAUUAAUAGGGAGCAGCCUCUUCUUAAUUCUUAUCCGACUAACAUAGAAAGUGUCAUUCAUGGCAGGGCGAGGCAGUUACACUCUGGCCGGCCCGGGAAUAGGAUUCGGAUUUUUUCUGCUUCUGCCUGCCAACUAAGCCUCCAAAUCCAACUCUGUUUCCUUUUUUAACACCGCUGGCUGGUUUUUUUUCCUUUUUUUUUUUCUUAAUUAGGAGUCAUAAUCACUGUAAUAAAAAUGAACCCAAAAGAAAAAAAAAAUCCAAACUCCAAAGAGCGCAAAACCCCCGGUGGUCUGCUGCCUUUUUUUUUUUUUCUUAAUUAGCCUUAAGCACGCUGCAGAUGCACCUCGCCCCCAAGGCAGCACCCAGCCAACUCCUCUCUUUCUUUCCGCAAAAACUUAACUGAACCCAAAGUCCCAAUCCAUAUCUAUACUCUUCUCCAAGCCCAUUUCAGCCCACCCUCUAUGGGGCGGACCAAAUCCAACAGAAAUCCCUUCUUCCCAUACCUAUCCCCUCUCCUCGUACUGCCGUGCUCUACAAACAAUUCAAUUUCUUAAAUAAAUUUAGCAAAGUGGGUCUUAAUUUAAUUUAAGCUCAUCAUGUCAGUGUCGUGUGUAUAUCUAAUUUACCUUUGAGCGAUGGAAUGCAUGCCAGCAACAGGCACGUGGGGAUUUAAUUUGCAUGACACUACUCACUACUUCUUAGGGAAACCAAUUGCACCACAGAAACAGAUUCCUUUUUUGUUUUCGCCUUGCUGCUGAUCAUCAUGAAUUCAUAACGCAUACAUUAUCAAACUACAUUUGGGGGAGAAUAAUUAUAUAUUAGCUAUCUAACGACAUUUUUCUUCUGUUUGGUUUGAUUUGAUUUGAUUCAACAAGAGGAGACUGGAACUGAAAGGUUAUAGAAUAAACAAACAUUAAUAUUGUGAUGGCGCUGCUGGAUCUUUUUGUUGCUGCUUCAAUACCGGUGUUGAAAGUGCUAAUGAUAACGGCACUUGGCUUAUAUCUUGCUCUAGAUCACGUCAAUAUCUUGGGGGAAGAGACUAGGAAGCAUAUGAACAAUGUAGUGUUUUACGUAUUUAAUCCAGCUCUUGUAGCCAGCAACCUUGCUGAAACAAUUACGUAUGAAAGCAUGGUCAAGCUGUGGUUCAUGCCAUUCAAUGUCCUGCUCACAUUUGUUAUUGGUUCCUUACUUGGAUGGAUAGUCAUCCAAUUUACAAGACCUCCGUUGCAUUUGCGAGGGCUCAUUUUAGGUUGUUGUGCCGCAGGGAAUAUGGGGAACAUGCUCCUUAUUAUAAUCCCAGCUGUUUGCAAAGAAAAAGGAAGCCCAUUUGGAUCUCCUGAUGCGUGUCAUUCAUACGGAAUGGGUUAUGUUUCACUUUCAAUGGCGCUUGGAGCCAUUUAUUUGUGGUCUUAUGUCUUCAAUAUCGUCCGAAUAUAUUCAAUCGGGAGCAUCAACGAAUCCUUUGCAAACGAUUCCUCUACCGGCAAGUAUUCUAGAGAAGCAUCCACAUCAGAGCAGGGGAGUUGCACUGAGCCACUACUUUCUUCCAAGGAUCUCUUGAUAUCUGAAGAGAACGAGAAGGGAUAUGUGCUGCCUCGCACAAGUUCUAAGGGGAAAGCUGAGGCAAUAUUUUCAAGUAAAAUAAAGCAACAACUAAGUUUGCUGAUUUCGAAGAUUAAUUUGGCAUCACUUUUUGCCCCUUCAACAACUGGAGUGAUUGUUGGAUUUGUCAUUGGACUCGUCCCUCAGAUCCGAAAAUCAAUGAUAGGUGACGGUGCUCCUCUUCGUGCGAUUCAGGACUCUGUUUCUUUAGUGGGAUCUUGGGGCUAUUAUCUACCCGACUCUCUGUUCUUCUUCACAAGAAUUAAUCAAACCAUAUUUAUACUAGAUGGAGCCAUCCCAACUAUCACCCUGAUUGUGGGAGGUAAUCUUCUCAAAGGACUAAGAGGGUCAGGAAUUCACAAUUCUAUCAUAUUUGGCAUCGUUGUUGCUCGUUAUAUUGCUCUGCCUCUCAUUGGUGUUGUCAUUGUUAAAGGGGCUGCUCGAUUUGGUUUUGUACACGCUGAUGCACUAUAUCAAUUUGUUCUUCUUCUUCAGUUUGCCGUUCCACCUGCAAUGAACAUAGGUACAAUUACUCAAUUAUUUAGAGCAGGUGAGAGUGAAUGUUCUGUAAUCAUGUUCUGGACUUACGCCUUGGCCUCAAUUUCGCUUACCUUAUGGACAACAUUAUUCAUGUGGUUAGUGGCUUGAAUUCUGCCACAACACUUCCAGGAGAAUUUAUAGUUG